This is a messenger RNA of Fraxinus pennsylvanica, 384 nucleotides long. The record is from the annotation of a GenBank genome assembly. NCBI's taxonomy places the organism in Eukaryota, Viridiplantae, Streptophyta, Magnoliopsida, Lamiales, Oleaceae.
AUGAUGUUUGCUUGUGCAUUCCCACUCGCCUUUGCCUUUGCCACACUGAAUAACCUGACUGAGAUGAGAACAGAUGAGCUAAAACUACUAGCCAUGAUGAGACGGCCUACGCCUCGUGCCGAUGCGACCAUUGGUGCUUGGCUAAAUAUAUUUCAGGGCGGAAAAUGGAAAAUAUCGCCUGGUCUUGGAGCCAUUCUCAUAAUGGAACACAUGCUUUUGUUCAUUAAAUUUGGAUUCUCUCGAAUUGUCCCCGAGGAGCCUGCUGUCGUAAGAGCUGCUCGAGUGAAAAAUGCGACUCAGGCAGCGGAGAUGUGUUCUAAGAAACUCUUGAGGAGUAUAUCAGGCGAUGAAAAGAUUCUCAGCCCAAUGAAAAAGCACGCAUAA